Messenger RNA from Brassica napus (rape), 2211 nucleotides. Its product is annotated as probable methyltransferase At1g27930. Lineage: Eukaryota; Viridiplantae; Streptophyta; Magnoliopsida; Brassicales; Brassicaceae. The record is from RefSeq and is a predicted model, not a curated record. The transcript has a single exon. Gene Ontology annotation, biological process: xylan biosynthetic process. Bases 1190 to 2065 code for a protein of 291 amino acids.
GGAGAUUGCGGAUCAAAUUUACCUGACUAUUAGUGUUGUUGUAAUAUUUAAAUUUGUGUAAUAGUUAUGUAUUCAUGUAAUUUUUGAAAAGUUUUUUGUUGUUAAAUUCUUUUGUAUUGUUGUUGUCUAAAUCAAGUUUUAAAAUAUUUUAGAUUUUAUUUUAAAGUUUUAUUUAAUUUUAUUUGGAAACUUAGAUUUAUAAAAAUUUAAAUUUUUAUUAGAUAUAAUUUUUUUAAGAAUUAAUACGAUAAACAAAAAAAUAUUUAAGAAUUAUUAAAGUGAUGUGUAAUUGUAAGUACUCAAAUGCAAACAAAAAUAUGAAACUUCAUAUUUUAAGUUAUAGAAUGUCUAUUAUAGAUGCUCUAAUAUCUAAAAAAAUAAAUAAGAGAGGUUUCAAAAAAUUAUAAAACAAUUAAUCAUAUGAUUAAACAUCAUACAAUAGUUUCUCAUCUAAUGAAGUUUCUCUAAAAUUAUAAAAUCCACUUGUUACACUAGAAUUUAAAGUUAUCCUUGACAUCAAGUCAUCCAACUAUCAACUUUUACAUUUAUAACAAAAACAAAUAGAAUACGUUAAUAUAAUAUAUGACCCUGAAAAUAUAAUAGUUUCAAAAUGUCUAUAAUUUUUUAUACCCAUAAUUUUAUAUCAAAUCAUAUAUGAAAAUGUUUUAAAAGGGUCAAAAAUCUGUUUUCCUCCUAUACAUACAUUGAUAUAAUUAAUUGUCUAUUUCAUUUAUAAAGAUAAGGAAAUAUGAAAAAAUCCAAUUUCGUACAUGAGCUGUAAAUAAAAUCUUUGGCAUCCAAAUUUCUCUAGUAGAGUGUUGUUUUCACUAUAAUUUUUCGGUAACGAUAUUUUUGCCAUAAACACAAAGUUGCCAAAUUAUGUGAUUUACUAUUUAUAAUGUCAGGUUUUGUAAAUGUUUACUUAAAAGUAACCUUCUUUAGUUUUUCCAAACUGGCAACUAACUAAAGCAAUAAUCAAAGAUAUCUGACCAGUUAAGAUUUAUGAAAAGAAAUGAUGAUUCAACAAUCAAACGUGCAUGCUGAGACCAAUGUGCUUUAUAUUCGUUGCCUUCUCCCCUUACCAUUAUUUCUCCACCUUCCAUCCGAUCCCAUCCACCUUGUAUAACUCGAUCAAGUAAUCACCCUCUCUAGCCAAACGCAAGAAAAAAAAACUAAAAAAAAACAAAACAUGAUUCCAGAGAAGUGGAAAGGAGCAAAGCACACGCUUCUAGAGCGACCAUGGUUUAUCAUAGCUGCUCUAGCUGGUCUUUUAGGUGGCGCACUGCUCAUCACAAGUAUCAUCCGAGCUACGGACAGCACUCUAUCUUUAUGUUCCACCGCAAAAACCGCGGCGCGGUCCAUAGCCGAAUACUCAACCACACCAAUCCAGCUUCAAUCCAUCGUCCACUACGCGACCUCACAGACCGUUCCUCAACAAUCCUUCGAGGAGAUAUCUAUCUCUUUAAACGUCCUUAAGGAACGUAUACCUUGCAAUUUUCUUGUCUUUGGCCUCGGGCACGACUCCCUCAUGUGGGCCUCCCUCAAUCCACGUGGCACCACUGUGUUCCUUGAGGAGGAUCCUGAGUGGAUCCAGGCCGUCCUAAAGGAUGCACCGUCCCUGAGGGCUCACCAUGUUCAGUAUCGGACCCAACUUUCUCAAGCCGACAAUCUUCUCGCGACCUACCGGUCCGAACCCAAGUGUUUACCUGCCAAUGCUUUCCCGAUCCGCUACAACGAAAAGUGUCCAUUGGCUUUGACUUCACUUCCUGAUGAGUUCUAUGAUACCGAAUGGGAUCUGAUCAUGGUGGACGCACCAAAAGGGUACUUCCCAACCGCGCCAGGGAGGAUGGCAGCUAUAUUCUCUGCAGCCAUCAUGGCACGUAACCGGAAGGGUGCGGGCACCACGCACGUUUUCCUUCAUGAUGUUGACCGCAUAGUGGAGAAGACGUACGCCAACGAGUUCCUAUGCGAGAAGUACAGAGUCAAUUCAGCUGGUAGGCUCUGGCACUUUGAGAUACCCAACGCUGCUAACAUGAGCGACCAGCCUGGGGACCGAUUUUGCUAGGUUGAACCGAUCUUUGAUUCUUCGUUACUUUUAAAUUAAACACCGCAUAGUUCUUCUGAGUUUACAACUGUUUAUUUUUAAAUAUAACUAUCCGGAGGCUUCUCAUAAAAUAAAUCAUAUAUAUAUAUCCUAUUGAUGUUACUCUU